Suncus etruscus (white-toothed pygmy shrew) is the source of this 1149-nucleotide messenger RNA. RefSeq names its product MAF bZIP transcription factor G (gene MAFG). Gene Ontology annotation, cellular component: nucleus. Gene Ontology annotation, biological process: regulation of transcription by RNA polymerase II; regulation of epidermal cell differentiation. The coding region runs from base 73 to 561 and encodes 162 amino acids. Gene Ontology annotation, molecular function: DNA-binding transcription factor activity, RNA polymerase II-specific; RNA polymerase II cis-regulatory region sequence-specific DNA binding. The transcript has 3 exons. The record is from RefSeq and is a predicted model, not a curated record. Lineage: Eukaryota; Metazoa; Chordata; Mammalia; Eulipotyphla; Soricidae.
CCGGCCCCGGCCCCGGCCCCGGCCCGCCCGGGCCCCAGUGUGCUGGAGAGCUGCUUGCUGUGCCCCCGGGUUAUGACGACCCCCAAUAAAGGAAACAAGGCCUUGAAGGUGAAGCGGGAGCCGGGUGAGAAUGGCACCAGCCUGACGGACGAGGAGCUGGUGACCAUGUCAGUGCGGGAGCUGAACCAGCACCUGCGGGGCCUGUCCAAGGAGGAGAUUGUGCAGCUGAAGCAGCGGCGGCGCACGCUCAAGAACCGUGGCUACGCGGCCAGCUGCCGGGUGAAGCGUGUGACGCAGAAGGAGGAGCUGGAGAAGCAGAAGGCCGAGCUGCAGCAGGAGGUGGAGAAGCUGGCCUCAGAGAAUGCCAGCAUGCGGCUGGAGCUGGACGCACUGCGCUCCAAGUAUGAGGCCCUGCAGACCUUCGCCCGGACCGUGGCCCGCAGCCCCGUGGCGCCUGCUCGGGGACCCCUGGCAGCCAGCUUAGGGCCCCUCGUUCCUGGCAAGGUGGCCGCCACCAGCGUUAUCACCAUAGUCAAGUCCAAAACCGAUGCCAGGUCGUAGGGGUGCGUCGGUACAGGCGGGUCCAGAGGGGUCAGAGGGCGCGUGCGGCGACUAGGGCCCCUGGCCCCCACCUUCCCCUUUCCUCCUACCUCCUUCCCUCCCUGCAAAGCACAACCUGCACCCCCUGGGCGCCAGCUGAGCCCCUUAGAUCUCGUCAUCGUCGAUGUCAUCGUGUGUUGUGUAUGUUGGGAGUGGUCGUUGCUGCCGUGACACGGGGUGAUCGGGAGGGCGAUUCUGGGACUCACUCCUGCCUUCCUGGGUCCUGCUGCAGCUGUGUCUGGGGGCUGUGUGCCUGGCAGGGGAAGGUGGCUGGGCGGGGCCCCGCUGGCGCUGGGCCUGAGCGUGGUGCAGGGUGUCUGUCCUCAGUGGGUCCCGUGUCACUGUUUACAUGACCUGUGUGUGUGGUUACAUAGCCCUUUAUUUAAAAAGAGAGAAGUUCCUUUUACGGAGUUAUUAAAUUAUAUGUUUAAAAGCUAAAGAAAAAAAAAAACUGCAGAGUAUUUAUAAAGCUGUCUUUUUAAAAAAAAAAACGAAAAAAAAAGAAUCAAGAACAAUUGACCGUAUCAAUGGCAAAGGGAAGAAAGUAUA